Molecule: messenger RNA, 17790 nt
Organism: Ornithodoros turicata
Lineage: Eukaryota; Metazoa; Arthropoda; Arachnida; Ixodida; Argasidae
Product: mucin-19-like
Exons: 13
Coding region: 132-17711 (5859 amino acids)
Source: RefSeq, a predicted model, not a curated record
GAGAGGAAAAUUUUAUAGGUUCUGCUUAAUGCUGGCUUUGUGGAAACUGUGCGGUCCAUUCCCCCUCCGCUGUACCGCAAGCCGGAACCUUGAGCAUCUUUAUGAAGCAAUAAGAGGUACAUUCGAACACCAUGACAGCUCUGUCUGUCUCCUUGUUGAUACUGCUUGUCAACUCACGAGCCACAUCUCGAAAUGUGAGGCACGUUGAAGUACUCCACCAUGCGUGCAGUCUCGGAAACUACAAGCGCCAGUGCACUAGGUUCAUGGAACUCUCAAGACAACGACUACAGAAGGGUGACUUAUAUGGUACAUGCAGGUCAUUCAAUAACUACAAGAUUUGUUUCAAGAGAACGCUUCCGGGCGCUCGUUGCCAAAAACGUGUCUUAUCCAAGAAUGCUUACGUGGAAGCACGAACAUUCCUUAUUAUGUACGAACCGCUGUGCAGAAAACGCGCCCCUGCCAAGAAGAACUGCGAGCGAGGCUUUUUCAAAGAGACACGGCGAUGCGUGGCUACUCAGUGGAGGGCGAUCCGUCGAAAUCCGCAGAAGAGGAAUCCCAGCAAAGCCUGCAUGAGUGCAAGACUUCUAAAACACUGCGUCGGUGCAGUAUUGAAGCGGAGGAAGUGCAAUGCAAGAAAGUUCAUGGAAACCAAAACGGGCCAUAAGAUAACUUCCCGCCUCGCAUCCCUGUGGCUCCGAUGCAAAAAAGAAAAGCCUACCGCCCCGGUCCGCCAUCCUUGCAAGGGAGACAAGUGCUGUCGAACCAUUGUUCAACACGUUGCGAAAAGGCUGUGUGGGCGAUGGGAAAAACGUGUUGCCAAAUACUUAGCCACGAGGAAGCCUGCGCUUUUCUGCAGUUCUUUCAAGCAUUAUCGGAACUGUGCCCAUACAGCGGCACGUAAAGUCCGUUGCGCCAAGAGACAGCACAUGAAUAUUACAAGUACACUCGGAACAAGAUUCCUGCGAUUAGCAGAGGCAUUCGGGAGGAUUUGCCGGAAACCGAUGUGUGGUCCGCCCUAUCAACCCUGUGAAGUUAGCCCAGAUGCGACCCCUCAUCGCCCUGAAUCAUCUACGCCGCUCACGGAACCCACCACUUCAGAAUAUCUAAAAAGUACCGAGAGUGAACAAGAAUUGUGGUCACCGAGUCCUGAGGUUACCUGGUCAGAGCGUAGGACGCCACCAACGACAGCUGUGACCUCUCUGUGGUCUCGACCAUCGACUCCACCGCCGAUAGAAUCGUCCACUUCGAAACAUCCGGGAAGUACCGAACGUGAACCUGAAUCGUGGUCUUCGAGUUCUGAAGUUACAUUUUCGGAACGAAAGACACCUCCAACAACAAUAUCGAAACCUCCGACCCCCGUGUGGCCACAGACAUCGACCUCACCGCCGACAGAAUCGACCGCUUCCGAAUAUCCGGGAAGUACCGAGGGUGAACUUCCGUCUUCGAGUUCUGAAGUUACGUUUUCGGAACGAAAGACACCUACAACUACGAUAUCGAUACCUGUGACACCCGUGUGGCCAGAGACAUCGACCUCACCGCCGACAGAAUCGACCACUUCCGAAUAUCCGGGAAGUACCGAAGGUGAACCUGAAUCGUGGUCUUCGAGUUCUGAAGUUACGUUUUCAGAACGAAAGACACCUCCAACGGCAAUAUCGAAACCUGCGACACCCGUGUGGCCAGAGACAUCGACCUCUUCCGAAUAUCCGGGAAGUACCGAACGUGAACCUGAAUCGUGGUCUUCGAGUUCUGAAGUUACGUUUUCAGAACGAAAGACACCUCCAACAACAAUAUCGAAACCUCUGACCCCUGUGUGGCCACAGACAUCGACCUCACCGCCGACAGAAUCGACCGCUUCCGAAUAUCCGGGAAGUACCGAGGGUGAACUUCCGUCUUCGAGUUCUGAAGUUACGUUUUCGGAACGAAAGACACCUACAACUACGAUAUCGAUACCUGUGACACCCGUGUGGCCAGAGACAUCGACCUCACCGCCGACAGAAUCGACCACUUCCGAAUAUCCGGGAAGUACCGAAGGUGAACCUGAAUCGUGGUCUUCGAGUUCUGAAGUUACGUUUUCAGAACGAAAGACACCUCCAACGGCAAUAUCGAAACCUGCGACACCUGUGUGGCCAGAGACAUCGACCUCUUCCGAAUAUCUGGGAAGUACCGAACGUGAACCUGAAUCGUGGUCUUCGAGUUCUGAAGUUACGUUUUCAGAACGAAAGACACCUCCAACAACAAUAUCGAAACCUGUGACCCCUGUGUGGCCAGAGACAUCGACCUCUUCCGAAUAUCCGGGAAGUACCGAACGUGAACCUGAAUCGUGGUCUUCGAGUUCUGAAGUUACGUUUUCAGAACGAAAGACACCUCCAACAACAAUAUCGAAACCUGCGACACCCAUGGGGCCAGAGACAUCGACCUCUUCCGAAUAUCCGGGAAGUACCGAACGUGAACCUGAAUCGUGGUCUUCGAGUUCUGAAGUUACGUUUUCAGAACGAAAGACACCUCCAACAACAAUAUCGAAACCUCUGACCCCUGUGUGGCCACAGACAUCGACCUCACCGCCGACAGAAUCGACCGCUUCCGAAUAUCCGGGAAGUACCGAGGGUGAACUUCCGUCUUCGAGUUCUGAAGUUACGUUUUCGGAACGAAAGACACCUACAACUACGAUAUCGAUACCUGUGACACCCGUGUGGCCAGAGACAUCGACCUCACCGCCGACAGAAUCGACCACUUCCGAAUAUCCGGGAAGUACCGAAGGUGAACCUGAAUCGUGGUCUUCGAGUUCUGAAGUUACGUUUUCAGAACGAAAGACACCUCCAACGGCAAUAUCGAAACCUGCGACACCCGUGUGGCCAGAGACAUCGACCUCUUCCGAAUAUCCGGGAAGUACCGAACGUGAACCUGAAUCGUGGUCUUCGAGUUCUGAAGUUACAUUUUCGGAACGAAAGACACCUCCAACAACAAUAUCGAAACCUCCGACCCCCGUGUGGCCACAGACAUCGACCUCACCGCCGACAGAAUCGACCGCUUCCGAAUAUCCGGGAAGUACCGAGGGUGAACUUCCGUCUUCGAGUUCUGAAGUUACGUUUUCGGAACGAAAGACACCUACAACUACGAUAUCGAUACCUGUGACACCCGUGUGGCCAGAGACAUCGACCUCACCGCCGACAGAAUCGACCACUUCCGAAUAUCCGGGAAGUACCGAAGGUGAACCUGAAUCGUGGUCUUCGAGUUCUGAAGUUACGUUUUCAGAACGAAAGACACCUCCAACGGCAAUAUCGAAACCUGCGACACCCGUGUGGCCAGAGACAUCGACCUCUUCCGAAUAUCCGGGAAGUACCGAACGUGAACCUGAAUCGUGGUCUUCGAGUUCUGAAGUUACGUUUUCAGAACGAAAGACACCUCCAACAACAAUAUCGAAACCUCUGACCCCUGUGUGGCCACAGACAUCGACCUCACCGCCGACAGAAUCGACCGCUUCCGAAUAUCCGGGAAGUACCGAGGGUGAACUUCCGUCUUCGAGUUCUGAAGUUACGUUUUCGGAACGAAAGACACCUACAACUACGAUAUCGAUACCUGUGACACCCGUGUGGCCAGAGACAUCGACCUCACCGCCGACAGAAUCGACCACUUCCGAAUAUCCGGGAAGUACCGAAGGUGAACCUGAAUCGUGGUCUUCGAGUUCUGAAGUUACGUUUUCAGAACGAAAGACACCUCCAACGGCAAUAUCGAAACCUGCGACACCUGUGUGGCCAGAGACAUCGACCUCUUCCGAAUAUCUGGGAAGUACCGAACGUGAACCUGAAUCGUGGUCUUCGAGUUCUGAAGUUACGUUUUCAGAACGAAAGACACCUCCAACAACAAUAUCGAAACCUGUGACCCCUGUGUGGCCAGAGACAUCGACCUCUUCCGAAUAUCCGGGAAGUACCGAACGUGAACCUGAAUCGUGGUCUUCGAGUUCUGAAGUUACGUUUUCAGAACGAAAGACACCUCCAACAACAAUAUCGAAACCUGCGACACCCGUGGGGCCAGAGACAUCGACCUCUUCCGAAUAUCCGGGAAGUACCGAACGUGAACCUGAAUCGUGGUCUUCGAGUUCUGAAGUUACGUUUUCAGAACGAAAGACACCUCCAACAACAAUAUCGAAACCUCUGACCCCUGUGUGGCCACAGACAUCGACCUCACCGCCGACAGAAUCGACCGCUUCCGAAUAUCCGGGAAGUACCGAGGGUGAACUUCCGUCUUCGAGUUCUGAAGUUACGUUUUCGGAACGAAAGACACCUACAACUACGAUAUCGAUACCUGUGACACCCGUGUGGCCAGAGACAUCGACCUCACCGCCGACAGAAUCGACCACUUCCGAAUAUCCGGGAAGUACCGAAGGUGAACCUGAAUCGUGGUCUUCGAGUUCUGAAGUUACGUUUUCAGAACGAAAGACACCUCCAACGGCAAUAUCGAAACCUGCGACACCCGUGUGGCCAGAGACAUCGACCUCUUCCGAAUAUCCGGGAAGUACCGAACGUGAACCUGAAUCGUGGUCUUCGAGUUCUGAAGUUACGUUUUCAGAACGAAAGACACCUCCAACAACAAUAUCGAAACCUCUGACCCCUGUGUGGCCACAGACAUCGACCUCACCGCCGACAGAAUCGACCGCUUCCGAAUAUCCGGGAAGUACCGAGGGUGAACUUCCGUCUUCGAUUUCUGAAGUUACGUUUUCGGAACGAAAGACACCUACAACUACGGUAUCGAUACAUGUGACACCCGUGUGGCCAGAGACAUCGACCUCACCGCUGACAGAAUCGACCACUUCCGAAUAUCCGGGAAGUACCGAAGGUGAACCUGAAUCGUGGUCUUCGAGUUCUGAAGUUACGUUUUCAGAACGAAAGGCGCCUCCAACGGCAAUAUCGAAACCUGCGACACCCGUGUGGCCAGAGACAUCGAGCUCUUCCGAAUAUCCGGGAAGUACCGAAGGUGAACCUGAAUCGUGGUCUUCGAGUUCUGAAGUUACGUUUUCAGAACGAAAGACACCUCCAACAACAAUAUCGAAACCUCUGACCCCUGUGUGGCCACAGACAUCGACCUCACCGCCGACAGAAUCGACCGCUUCCGAAUAUCCGGGAAGUACCGAGGGUGAACUUCCGUCUUCGAGUUCUGAAGUUACGUUUUCGGAACGAAAGACACCUACAACUACGGUAUCGAUACAUGUGACACCCGUGUGGCCAGAGACAUCGACCUCACCGCCGACAGAAUCGACCACUUCCGAAUAUCCGGGAAGUACCGAAGGUGAACCUGAAUCGUGGUCUUCGAGUUCUGAAGUUACGUUUUCAGAACGAAAGACACCUCCAACGGCAAUAUCAAAACCUGCGACACCCGUGUGGCCAGAGAGAUCGACCUCACCGCCGACUGAAUCGACCCCUUCCGAAUAUCCGGGAAGUACCGAGGGUGAACUUCCGUCUUCGAGUUCUGAAGUUACGUUUUCGGAGCGAAAGACACCUACAACUACGGUAUCGAUACAUGUGACACCCGUGUGGCCAGAGACAUCGACCUCACCGCCGACAGAAUCGACCACUUCCGAAUAUCCGGGAAGUACCGAAGGUGAACCUGAAUCGUGGUCUUCGAGUUCUGAAGUUACGUUUUCAGAACGAAAGACACAUCCAACAACAAUAUCGAAACCUCUGACCCCUCUGUGGCCACAGACAUCGACCGCUUCCGAAUAUCCGGGAAGUACCGAGGGUGAACUUCCGUCUUCGAGUUCUGAAGUUCCGUUUUCGGAACGAAAGACAUCUACAACUACGGUAUCGAUACAUAUGACACCCGUGUGGCCAGAGACAUCGACCUCACCGCCGACAGAAUCGACCACUUCCGAAUAUCCGGGAAGUACCGAACGUGAACCUGAAUCGUGGUCUUCGAGUUCUGAAGUUACGUUUUCAGAACGAAAGACACCUCCAACAACAAUAUCGAAACCUCUGACCCCUGUGUGGCGACAGACAUCGACCUCACCGCCGACAGAAUCGACCGCUUCCGAAUAUCCGGGAAGUACCGAGGGUGAACUUCCGUCUUCGAGUUCUGAAGUUACGUUUUCGGAACGAAAGACACCUACAACUACGGUAUCGAUACCUGUGACACCCGUGUGGCUAGAGACAUCCACCUCACCGCCGACAGAAUCGACCACUUCCGAAUACCCGGGAAGUACCGAAGGUGAACCUGAAUCGUGGUCUUCGAGUUCUGAAGUUACGUUUUCAGAACGAAAGACACCUCCAACGGCAAUAUCGAAACCUGCGACACCCGUGUGGCCAGAGACAUCGACCUCACCCCCGAUAGAAUCGACCUCUUCCGAAUAUCCGGGAAGUACCGAGGGUGAACUUCCGUCUUCGAGUUCUGAAGUUACGUUUUCGGAACGAAAAACACCUCCAACAACAAUAUCGAAACCUCUGACCCCUGUGUGGCCACAUACAUCGACCUCACCGCCGACAGAAUCGACCGCUUCCGAAUAUCCGGGAAGUACCGAGGGUGAACUUCCGUCUUCGAGUUCUGAAGUUACGUUUUCGGAACGAAAGACACCUACAACUACGAUAUCGAUACCUGUGACACCCGUGUGGCCAGAGACAUCGACCUCACCGCCGACAGAAUCGACCACCUCCGAAUAUCCGAGAAGUACCGAAGGUGAACCUGAAUCGUGGUCUUCGAGUUCUGAAGUUACGUUUUCAGAACGAAAGGCACCUCCAACGGCAAUAUCGAAACCUGCGACACCUGUGUGGCCAGAGACAUCGACCUCUUCUGAAUAUCCGGGAAGUACCGAACGUGAACCUGAAUCGUGGUCUUCGAGUUCUGAAGUUACGUUUUCAGAACGAAAGACACCUCCAACAACAAUAUCGAAACCUGCGACACCCGUGGGGCCAGAGACAUCGACCUCUUCCGAAUAUCCGGGAAGUACCGAACGUGAACCUGAAUCGUGGUCUUCGAGUUCUGAAGUUACGUUUUCAGAACGAAAGACACCUCCAACAACAAUAUCGAAACCUCUGACCCCUGUGUGGCCACAGACAUCGACCUCACCGCCGACAGAAUCGACCGCUUCCGAAUAUCCGGGAAGUACCGAGGGUGAACUUCCGUCUUCGAGUUCUGAAGUUACGUUUUCGGAACGAAAGACACCUACAACUACGAUAUCGAUACCUGUGACACCCGUGUGGCCAGAGACAUCGACCUCACCGCCGACAGAAUCGACCACUUCCGAAUAUCCGGGAAGUACCGAAGGUGAACCUGAAUCGUGGUCUUCGAGUUCUGAAGUUACGUUUUCAGAACGAAAGACACCUCCAACAACAAUAUCGAAACCUGCGACACCCGUGGGGCCAGAGACAUCGACCUCUUCCGAAUAUCCGGGAAGUACCGAAGGUGAACCUGAAUCGUGGUCUUCGAGUUCUGAAGUUACGUUUUCAGAACGAAAGACACCUCCAACAACAAUAUCGAAACCUCUGACCCCUGUGUGGCCACAGACAUCGACCUCACCACCGACAGAAUCGACCGCUUCCGAAUAUCCGGAAAGUACCGAGGGUGAACUUCCGUCUUCGAGUUCUGAAGUUACGCUUUCGGAACGAAAGACACCUACAACUACGGUAUCGAUACAUGUGACACCCGUGUGGCCAGAGACAUCGACCUCACCGCCAACAGAAUCGACCACUUCCGAAUAUCCGGGAAGUACCGAAGGUGAACCUGAAUCGUGGUCUUCGAGUUCUGAAGUUACGUUUUCAGAACGAAAGACACCUCCAACGGCAAUAUCGAAACCUGCGACACCCGUGUGGCCAGAGAGAUCGACCUCACCGCCGACUGAAUCGACCGCUUCCGAAUAUCCGGGAAGUACCGAGGGUGAACUUCCGUCUUCGAGUUCUGAAGUUACGUUUUCGGAGCGAAAGACACCUAUAACUACGGUAUCGAUACAUGUGACACCCGUGUGGCCAGAGACAUCGACCUCACCGCCGACAGAAUCGACCACUUCUGAAUAUCCGGGAAGUACCGAAGGUGAACCUGAAUCGUGGUCUUCGAGUUCUGAAGUUACGUUUUCAGAACGAAAGACACAUCCAACACCAAUAUCGAAACCUCUGACCCCUCUGUGGCCACAGACAUCGACCUCACCGCCGACAGAAUCGACCGCUUCCGAAUAUCCGGGAAGUACCGAACGUGAACCUGAAUCGUGGUCUUCGAGUUCUGAAGUUACGUUUUCAGAACGAAAAACACCUCCAACAACAAUAUCGAAACCUCUGACCCCUGUGUGGCCACAUACAUCGACCUCACUGCCGACAGAAUCGACCGCUUCCGAAUAUCCGGGAAGUACCGAGGGUGAACUUCCGUCUUCGAGUUCUGAACUUACGUUUUCAGAGCGAAAGACACCUCCAACAGCAAUAUCGAAACCUGCGACACCCGUGUGGCCAGAGACAUCGACCUCACCGCCGACAGAAUCGACCUCUUCCGAAUAUCCGGGAAGUACCGAACGUGAACCUGAAUCGUGGUCUUCGAGUUCUGAGGUUACGUUUUCAGAACGAAAGACACCUCCAACAACAAUAUCGAAACCUCUGACCACUGUGUGGCCACAGACAUCGACCUCACCGCCGACAGAAUCGACCGCUUCCGAAUAUCCGGGAAGUACCGAGGGUGAACUUCUGUCUUCGAGUUCUGAAGUUACGUUUUCGGAACGAAAGACACCUCCAACGGCAAUAUCGAAACCUGCGACACCCGUGUGGCCAGAGACAUCGACCUCACCGCCGACAGAAUCGACCACUUCCGAAUAUCCGGGAAGUACCGAAGGUGAACCUGAAUCGUGGUCUUCGAGUUCUGAAGUUACGUUUUCAGAACGAAGGACACCUCCAACGGCAAUAUCGAAACCUGCGACACCCGUGUGGCCAGACACAUCGACCUCACCGCCGACAGAAUCGACCUCUUCCGAAUAUCCGGGAAGUACCGAACGUGAACCUGAAUCGUGGUCUUCGAGUUCUGAGGUUACGUUUUCAGAACGAAAGACACCUCCAACAACAAUAUCGAAACCUGCGACACCCGUGUGGCCACAGACAUCGACCUCACCGCCGACAGAAUCGACCUCUUCCGAAUAUCCGGGAAGUACCGAAGGUGAACCUGAAUCGUGGUCUUCGAGUUCUGAAGUUACGUUUUCAGAACGAAGGACACCUCCAACGGCAAUAUCGAAACCUGCGACACCCGUGUGGCCAGACACAUCGACCUCACCGCCGACAGAAUCGACCUCUUCCGAAUAUCCGGGAAGUACCGAACGUGAACCUGAAUCGUGGUCUUCGAGUUCUGAGGUUACGUUUUCAGAACGAAAGACACCUCCAACAACAAUAUCGAAACCUCUGACCCCUGUGUGGCCACAGACAUCGACCUCACCGCCGACAGAAUCGACCUCUUCCGAAUAUCCGGGAAGUACCGAAGGUGAACCUGAAUCGUGGUCUUCGAGUUCUGAAGUUACGUUUUCAGAACGAAGGACACCUCCAACGGCAAUAUCGAAACCUGCGACACCCGUGUGGCCAGAGACAUCGACCUCACCGCCGACAGAAUCGACCUCUUCCGAAUAUCCGGGAAGUACCGAACGUGAACCUGAAUCGUGGUCUUCGAGUUCUGAGGUUACGUUUUCAGAACGAAAGACACCUCCAACAACAAUAUCGAAACCUCUGACCCCUGUGUGGCCACAGACAUCGACCUCACCGCCGACAGAAUCGACCGCUUCCGAAUAUCCGGGAAGUACCGAGGGUGAACUUCUGUCUUCGAGUUCUGAAGUUACGUUUUCGGAACGAAAGACACCUACAACUACGGUAUCGAUACCUGUGACACCCGUGUGGCAAGAGACAUCGACCUCACCGCCGACAGAAUCGACCACUUCCGAAUAUCCGGGAAGUACCGAAGGUGAACCUGAUUCGUGGUCUUCGAGUUCUGAAGUUACGUUUUCAGAACGAAAGGCACCUCCAACGGCAAUAUCGAAACCUGCGACAGCCGUGUGGCCAGAGACAUCGACCUCUUCCGAAUAUCCGGGAAGUACCGAACGUGAACCUGAAUCGUGGUCUUCGAGUUCUGAAGUUUCGUUUUCAGAACGAAAGACACCUCCAACAACAAUAUCGAAACCUCUGACCCCUGUGUGGCCACAGACAUCGACCUCACCGCCGACAGAAUCGACCGCUUCCGAAUAUCCGGGAAGUACCGAGGGUGAACUUCCGUCUUCGAGUUCUGAAGUUACGUUUUCGGAACGAAAGACACUUACAACUACGGUAUCGAUACCUGUGACACCCGUGUGGCCAGAGACAUCGACCUCACCGCCGACAGAAUCGACCACUUCCGAAUAUCCGGGAAGUAGCGAAGGUGAACCUGAAUCGUGGUCUUCGAGUUCUGAAGUUACGUUUUCAGAACUAAAGACACCUCCGACGGCAAUAUCGAAACCUGCGACACCCGUGUGGCCAGAGACAUCGACCUCACCGCCGACAGAAUCGACCUCUUCCGAAUAUCGGGGAAGUAGCGAACGUGAACCUGAAUCGUGGUCUUCGAGUUCUGAAGUUACGUUUUCGGAAAGAAAGACACAUCCAACAACAAUAUCGAAACCUCUGACCCCUCUGUGGCCACAGACAUCGACCUCACCGCCGACAGAAUCGACCGCUUCCGAAUAUCCGGGAAGUACCGAACUUGGACCUCAAUCCUGGUCUUCCGGUUCAGAAGUUACGUUUUCGGAAAGAAAGACACCUCCAACGACAAUAUCGAAACCUGUGACACCCUUGUGGCCCGAGACAUCGACCUCACCGCCGACAGAAUCUGCCACUUCCGAAUAUCCGGGAAGUACCAAACGUGAACCUCAAUCCUGGUCUUCGAGUUCUGAAGUUACGUUUUCGGAACGAAAGACACCUCCAACGACAAUAUCGAAACCUGUGACCCCUGCGUGGCCACAGACGCCGACCUCACCACCGACAGAAUCGACCACUUCCGAAUAUCCGGGAAGUACCGAACUUGAACCUCAAUCCUGGUCUUCGAGUUCUCAAGUUACGUUUUCGGAACGAAAGACACCUCCAACGACAAUAUCGAAACCUGUGACACCUGUGUUGCAACAGACAUCGACCUCACCGCCGACAGAGUCGAUCACUUCCGAAUAUCCGGGAAGCACCAUACGUGAGCCUGUAUCGUGGUCUUCAAGUUCUGAAGUUACGUUUUCGGAAAGAAAGACAUUGCCAACGACAACAUCGAAACCUGUGACCCCUGUGUGGCCACAGACAUCGACUGCACCGCCGACAGAAUCGACCACUUCUGAAUAUCCGGGAAGUACCAAAGGUGAACCUGAAUCGUGGUCUUCGAGUUCUGAACUUACGUUUUCGGAACGAAAGACACCUCCAACGACAAUCUCGAAAGCUGUGACACCCAUGUGGCCAGAGACAUCGACUUCAUCACCGACAGAAUCGUCCACUUCCGAAUAUCCGGGAAGUACCGAACGUAAACCUGAGUCGUGGUCUUCAAGUUCUGAAGUUACGUUUUCGGAAAGAAUGACACUUCCAACGGCAAUAUCCAAACCUGUGACACCUGUGUGGCCAGAGACAUUGACCUCACCGCAGACAGAAUCGACCACUUCCGAAUAUCCGGGAAGUACCGAGGGUGAACUUCCGUCUUCGAGUUCUGAAUUUACGUUUUCGGAACGCAAGACACCUACAACUACGAUAUCGAUACCUGUGACACCCGUGUGGCCAGAGAUAUCGACCUCACCACUGACAGAAUCGGCUACUUCCAAAUAUCCGGGAAGUACAGAAGGUGAACCUGAAUCGUGGUCUUCGACUUCUGAAGUUACGUCUUCGGAACGAAAGACACCUCCAACUGCAAUAUCGAAACAUGUGACACCUAUGUGGCCAGAGACAUCGACCUCACCACCGACAGAAUCAACCACUUCCGAAUAUCAGAGAAGUACCGAAGGUGAACCUGAAUUGUGGUCUUCGAGUUCUGAAGUUACGUUUUCGGAAAGAAAGACAUCUCCAAUGACAGUAUCGAAACCUGUGACACAUGUGUGGCCAGAGACAUCGACCUCACCGCCGACACAAUCGACCACUUCCGAAUAUCGGGGAAGUACCGAAGGUGAACCUGAAUUCUGGUCUUCGAGUUCUGAAGCUACGCUUUCGGAACGAAAGACACCUCCAACGAGAAUAUCGAAAGCUGUGACACCCGUGUGGGCAGAGACAUCGACCUCACCGCUGACAGAAUCGACCACUUCCGAAUAUCCGGAAAGUACCGAACGCAAACCUGAAUCGUGGUCUUCGAGUUCUGAAGUUACGUUUUCGGAACGAAAGACACCUCCAACGACAAUAUCGAAACCUGUGACCCCUGCGUGGCCACAGACGCCGACCUCACCACCGACAGAAUCGUCCACUUCCGAAUAUCCGGGAAGUACCGAACGUAAACCUGAGUCGUGGUCUUCAAGUUCUGAAGUUACGUUUUCGGAAAGAAAGACACCUCCAACGGCAAUAUCGAAACCUGUGACACGUGUGUGGCCAGAGACAUCGACCUCACCGCCGACAGAAUCGACCACUUCCGAAUAUACGGAAAGUACAGAAGGUGAACUUCCGUCUUCGAGUUCUGAAGUUACGUUUUCGGAACGAAAGACACCUACAACUACGAUAUCGAUACAGGUGACACCCGUGUGGCCAGAGACAUCGACCUCACCACUGACAGAAUCGAAUACUUCCAAAUAUCUGGCAAGUACCGAAGGUGAACCUGAAUCGUGGCCUUCGAGUUCUGAAGUUACGUUUUCGGAACGAAAGACACCUCCAACGGCAAUAUCGAAACCUGUGACACCUAUGUGGCCAGAGACAUCGACCUCACCGCUGACAGAAUCAACCACUUCCGAAUAUCCGAGAAGUACCGAAGGUGGACUUCGGUCUUCGAGUUCUGAAGUUACGUUUUCGGAAAGGAAGACAUCUCCAAUGACAGUAUCGAAACCUGUGACACCUAUGUGGUCAGAGACAUCGACCUCACCACUGACAGAAUCGACAACUUCCGAAUAUCCGAGAAGUACCGAAGGUGAACCUGAAUUGUGGUCUUCGAGUUCUGAAGUUACGUUUUCGGAAAGAAAGACAUCUCCAAUGACAGUAUCGAAACCUGUGACACCUGUGUGGCCAGAGACAUCGACCUCACAGCCGACACAAUCGACCACUUCCGAAUAUCGGGGAAGUACCGAAGGUGAACCUGAAUUCUGGUCUUCGAGUUCUGAAGUUACGUUUUCGGAACGAAAGACACCUCCAACGAUAAUAUCGAAACCUGCCACCCCUGCGUGGCCACAGACGUCGGCCUCCCCACCGACAGAAUCGUCCACUUCCGAAUAUCCGGGAAGUACCGAAGGUGAACCUGAAUCGUGGUCCUCAAGUUCUGAAGUUAAGUUUUCAGAAAGAAAGACACCUCCAACGGCAAUAUCGAAACCUGUGACACCUGUGUGGCUAGAGACAUCGACCUCACCGCCGACAGAAUCGACCACUUCCGAAUAUCCGGGAAGUACCGAAGGUGAGCCUGAAUUGUGGUCUUCGAGUUCUGAAGUUACGUUUUCGGAACGAAAGACACCUCCAACGACAAUAUCGAAAGCUGUGACACCCGUGUGGGCAGAGACAUCGACCUCACCGCCGACAGAAUCGACCACUUCGGAAUAUCCAGGAAGAACCGAAGGUGAACCUGAAUUGUGGUCUUCGAGUGGCGAAGUUACAUUUUCGGAACGAAAGACACCUCCAACGACAAUAUCGAAACGUGUGACACCUCUGUGGCCAGAGACAUCAACCUCACCGCCGACCGAAUCGACCACUUCCGAAUAUCCGGGAAGUACCGAAGGUGAACGUGAAUCAUGGUCUUCGAGUUCUGAAGUUACGUUUUCGGAAAGGACACCUCCAACGACAAUAUCGAAACAUGUGACACCCGUGUGGCCAGAGCCAUCGACUUCACCGCCGACAAAAUCGGCCACUUCCAAAUAUCCGAAAAGUACCGAAGGUGAACCUGAGUCGUGGUCUUCCAGUUCUGAAGUUACGUUUUCGGAAAGAAAGACAACUCUAACGGCAAUAUCGAAACCUGUGACACCCGUGUGGCCAGAGACAUCGACCUCACCGCCGACAGAAUCGACGAGUUCUGAAUAUCCGGGGAGUACCGAACGUGAACCGGAUUCCUGGUCUUCGAGUUCUGAAGUUACGUUUUCGGAACGAGAGACACCUCCAACGGCAAUAUCGAAACCUGUGACACCCGUGUGGCCAGAGACAUCGACCUCACCGCCGACAGAAUCGACCACUUCCGAAUAUCCGGGAAGUACCGAAGGUGAACCUGAAUCGUUGUCUUCGAGUUCUGAAGUUACGUUUUCGGAAAGAAAGACACCUCCAAUGACGAUAUCGAAACUUGUGACACCUGUGUCGCCAGAGACGCCGACCUCACCGCAGACAGAAUCGACCACUUCCAAAUAUCCGAGAAGUACCGAAGGUGAACCUGAAUCGUCGUCUUCGAUUUCUGAAGUUACGUUUUCGGAAAGAAAGACACCUCCAACGACAACAUCGAAACCUGUGACACCUGUGUGGCCACAGACAUCGACUGCACCGCCGACAGAAUCGCUCACUUCUGAAUACUCGGGAAGUACUGAAGGUGAACCUGAAUCGUGGUCUUCGAGUUCUGAAGUUAUAUUCUCGGAAAGGACACAUCCAACGGCAGUAUCGAAACCUGUGACCCCUGUGUCACCACAUACGUCGACCUUACCGGCGACAGAAUUGACCACUUCCGAAUAUCCGGGAAGCACCAAAGGUGAACCUGAAUCGUGGUCUUCAAGUUCUGAAGUUACACUUUCGGAAAGAAAGACAGUGCCAGCGACAAUAUCGAAACCUAUGACACCUGUGUGGCCAGAGACAUCGACCUCAACGCCGACAGAAUCGACCACUUCCGAAUAUCCGGGAAGUACCGAAGGUGAACCUGAAUCGUGGUCUUCGACUUCUGAAGUUACGUUUUUAGAACGAAAGACACCUCCAACGACAAUAUCGAAACCUGUGACACGCUUGUGGCCCGAGACAUCGACCUCACCGCCGACAGAAUCGACUACUUCCGAAUAUCCGGGAAGUACCGAACGUGAACCUCAAUCCUGGUCUUCGAGUUCUGAAGUUACGUUUUCGGAACGAAAGACACCUCCAACGACAAUGUCGAAACCUGCGACCCCUGCGUGGCCACAGACGUCGACUUCACCACCGACAGAAUCGUCCACUUCCGAAUAUCCGGGAAGUACCGAACGUAAACCUGAGUCGUGGUCUUCGAGUUCUGAAGUUGCGUUUUCGGAACGAAAGACACCUCCAACGACAAUAUCGAAACCUGUGACACCUGUGUUGCAACAGACAUCGACCUCACCGCCGACAGAAUCGAUCACUUCCGAAUAUCCGGGAAGCACCAUACGUGAGCCUGUAUCGUGGUCUUCAAGUUCUGAAGUUACGUUUUCGGGAAGAAAGACAUUGCCAACGACAACAUCGAAACCUGUGACCCCUGUGUGGCCACAGACAUCGACUGCACCGCCGACAGAAUCGGCCACUUCUGAAUAUCCGGGAAGUGCCAAAGGUGAACCUGAAUCGUGGUCUUCAAGUUCUGAAGUCACGUUUUCGGAAAGAAAGACACUUCCAACGACGAUAUCGAUACCUGUGACCCCUGUGUCGCCACAGCCAUCGACCUCACCGCCGACAAAAUGGACUACUUCCGAAUAUCCGGGAAGUACCGAAGGUGAACUUGAAUCGUGGUCUUCGACUUCUGAAGUUACGUUAUCGUGGCCCCCAAGUACUGAAGUGACCGGGUCGGAAACCAACACGCCAGUUCCGACCCAAUUCAGAAGUGUGACCCCAGAGCGUGGUCAUUCAUCCACUGCUCUGCCGAUCGAAUCAACCACUUCCCAACACCUAAAUCGUACUGAUAGUGAACUUGAGUCGUGGUCUCGAACUAGCGAAGUUAGCUUUUCGGAAGGGAAGACGUCGCCAACGACACCCUCCAGUGCGCAGUCGAGUACCAAUGUUACCUUGCUCCAAAAUGAGGUAACACGAACGACAACUGCGACUUCUCAACCAUCUACACCUGUGCUUGUAAAAUUUACCACUCCGAAAAAUCUGACGAGCACUAGGACUGAAUAUGAAACUUCAUGGAGUAUUACGGCAAUCCCAGGAAGUAAGACACCAGUAAUGACAACUGCUGCAAGAGAAAGUUCACAUACGGCAGAAACAACUGCAGGCUUACCACUGAGCACAAAGAAACCAGUCGAGAAGACUGUGUAUGACAUGAAUACGCGGGUUGUGCUAGAGCGGCUCAAAGUGAAAAUGCUAAGGAACCAAUCUCGUCAAGACAACAUGGCGAACAAGUCUGGCAAGCAGAUUACAACGGUCCAGCGCGGGGCGUCUGCUAUACGGUUACCAGUUGAAGAAACACACAUAUCAGAAAAGAAAGCUCGUUCUACUACCCCUGCCGUUCUUGUACAUCAUGUUCGUAGUCGAUUGUUACCUAAUGAAUUGGCGACUCAUAGCAGAAGCACAUCUCAAGAGACUGAUACUCUAAUAGAAGAACAACAUCUGAAUACGACAACAAAACAACCUUAUGUCGGAAAGUAUUUUAAGAAAGAAGAAGAAGCCGGAAAUGAAAUGUGGGAUAGGAGCACCUACCGGUCAUACGCGGAGGGAAAAACGCACGAAUUAUUCACCAGUGUACCGGCGUCGAGGCUUGGAACAGCGACCUAUAUGGAGACUGCCGCACCGUUAAGUGUGAAGUACGCUGAAGCUGACCAGGCCAAUCGUACAUAUAACUGGUCGAGACAUAAGGUUCCAGUUGCAGCUACUCGUUUCGACGUAAACAAGGGAAACGGAGGGGCGGGAAAAGUUAGAAGUGUUUCAGUGCACAGCGGACAGGCAGUGAAAGAAGUUGUCCCUCAUGCCCCACGAGUGUACGUACAACCAAUGACUGUUAUAACACAUGCACUAACACAUAACACAGCUACUGGCGUAGGAUGCCGAGACGAGUUGCGAACGCAGGUUGGAAAGCAGGGUAACCUCGUUAAGCAGAAAGAUGACAUAAUGCGGAGGAAAGAUAUUCUGGAACACGCGAGGGAUCACGUGUCACAAGAAGUGGUUGCUACUCAACCACAAUCCCGUGCACAACACGCUAAGAACUUAAUAAAUAACAUUACUACUGUUAAACUGAGUGAUGUUAGCAUACAACAUGGAACCGCGCGUAAUAGAAAGGAUAACAGGAGUAAAAGCGCAAACGUGGUGGCUCGACGCUUCACUGAGGAAGAAAGUGAAGUCAAGAAGGGUAACAAGACCGAUGAUUCGAAGAGUUUGGACGAAGAGCAGGACACUGAAGAGAUUGACAAAAACGAAGCAUUAAUUGUGAAAGCUGGAAUGAAAGUAAUCAACUCAAGCUUCUGCAAUGUGACGAAGUUGAUGCAUCACUACGAAGUGUGCCACACCACAUAUCGCAUGGUGAAACUUGCUGUACUAGAACGCUACAACAAAGAAGGUUGCAGGAUUUUUGGGAGCUACAUCGAGUGUGCCUACAACCUUCUGAUAUUCUCUCAGUGUCCUCUUUACGUCUUCAAGAGAACGGAAGGAGGUAAACAUUACGAAACGGCGAGGCGAAUCUUAAAAGACAUCUGCGUUAACGAACUCACUGAAAUGCGUACAUCAAGUGUUCUGACUGGAUUGCGUGCAAGAGUAUGAUGUUUGUGUUUCUCCCCUAAAUUAAUAUGUGGUGGUGAUGUAUAAAAAUAAAUGUUAAGCCUUAGCCGACAGUAGCCGA